Molecule: messenger RNA, 1922 nt
Organism: Paraphaeosphaeria sporulosa
Lineage: Eukaryota; Fungi; Ascomycota; Dothideomycetes; Pleosporales; Didymosphaeriaceae
Product: subtilisin-like protein
Exons: 5
Coding region: 84-1922 (612 amino acids)
Biological process (GO): proteolysis
Molecular function (GO): serine-type endopeptidase activity; tripeptidyl-peptidase activity
Source: RefSeq, a predicted model, not a curated record
UCUCAUCCGAUCAUGUAAUCCAUGAGAAACGUGCCACUCUUGGCAACUUCGAUCGACGACUAGAGCCCCAUGUACGCCUUCCGAUGAGAAUCGGUCUCAAAACCAAUAAAGUUGCACGAGAAUCGGCUGAGAAAUGGCUCAUGGAUGUCUCACACCCAAGAUCUACAAGAUAUGGAAAACAUUGGACUCAAGAAGAGGUCGUUGCCGCGUUCGCCCCCUCUAAAAAUACUGUGGACGCAGUUACCGAUUGGCUCGUCGAGUCAGGCGGAAUCGAAAGGGCGCGCAUCACUCGAACGAAGAACAAAGCAUGGGUGGCGUUCGAUGCCACAGUCGAAGAGGCUGAGCGGAUGUUCAUCACAGAGUACUUUGAAUUGGACGAUGGGGAGAUGAAGAUAGUGAGCUGCGACCAGUACCACUUGCCAAGCCAUCUGCUUGAGCACGUGGACUACGUAACGCCUGGUGUUAAAGGGUUGCACUUGAAGACCUCAAACAUCGAAAUCAGCGAGAAGGUGCCAAGCAAGCGCGACUCCAAAAAGGCGUUUCGACGUGGAAUAUCCGAGCCCAGCCUUCCAUCGCAAAGGAACACCAGUUCACUCGACACUUGUGAUCAGAUGAUCACUCACGAAUGCAUUCGAGCGUUAUACAACAUUCCAUUCCCAGAUCAGAAAGCCGACGUCAACCCCAACAAUACCAUGGGUAUCUACCUACUCUCCAGCGCGUAUGCACAACAAGACCUGGACAUGUUCUUCUCGAACUUCACACCCUACGUUGCUAAUGGCACUGCUCCAAUCGUGAGCUCUAUUAAUGGGGGCGUGGCACCUGUAGAUGUACUUCAUGCAGGAUCGGAAGCUUGUAUGGACCUGCAAUUGGCUAUUCCCCUCAUACAUCCUCAAAAUGCCACUGUCUACCAGGUCGACGACGAUUACUGGACAGUACAUCAGUGGCUUGAGGGUGGCUUGUUCAAUACAUUCUUGGAUGCUAUCGACGGAAGUUAUUGUACGUACGAAGCAUAUGGUGAGAAGGGAGACAACCCCGACUUCGACCCUGUCUAUCCAAAUGAGCGAGAAGGCGGGUAUAAGGGUGAAAGAAUGUGUGGUGUGUACAAGCCCACGAACGUGAUAUCUAUCUCGUACAUGAAGGACGAAGCAGAGCUCCCUGCGGCAUAUCAAAAGCGACAGUGUGACGAGUGGCUCAAGCUCGGCCUUCAAGGUGUUUCUGUGUUCAUUGCGUCCGGUGAUUCUGGCGUUGGCGACCUUCCCAAGCCUGACUCACCCAAUGGUUGUCUACGUAAUGGCACCGUCUUCACGCCGGGGCAUCCCAAUACAUGCCCGUGGCUGACCAGCGUUGGUGCGACCAAAGUAUAUCCUGGGAAGACAGUAUUCGACCCUGAAAGUGCCGCAAAUGAUCUCGCGGGCGAUCCCUAUUACUUCCCUUACUCUUCCGGUGGUGGCUUCUCGAACGUUUUUGGAGUGCCGAAGUAUCAAUCCGAAGCAGUCAAAGGCUACUUCGAAAUCGCUGAUCCAGGCUACCCUUACUACUACGAUGGCAAUUGGAAAAACAGUACUGGUCUCUACAACCGUAACGGGCGGGGGUUUCCUGAUGUCGCUGCCAACGGCGACAACAUUGCCGCCGUGUACGGUGGUGGUAUUCGUAUGACAGGUGGCACUUCUGCUGCUGCUCCGAUCUUUGCCUCUGUGGUGAACAUAAUCAAUGAGGAACGUAUCAAGGUCGGAAAGGGGCCUGUAGGGUUCAUCAAUCCUGUUUUGUAUGCAAAUCCGGAAGUGCUCAAUGAUAUCAAGAACGGCUCGAAUCCGGGAUGUGGAACCAAUGGCUUCGACGCAUCUAAAGGAUGGGAUCCGCUCACAGGGCUGGGUACACCGGAUUAUCCAAGAAUGCUGGAUCUGUUCUUGAGCUUGCCUUGA